AUGGAUAAAGAGUACUCUAAUUAGUUGGAUGGUAAAAAUAAUAUGAAAAUGAACCAAAACUACAUUGUGGACCUGAUUUCCAAAGCCAACCAAACUGUUAGAUCACUAAAUUUAAAAUUAAAAAGGAAAUAAAUGAAAGACAAAAUAGAUAAAGAGUACUUUAACGUGUUGAAUGGCUAAAUAAAUUUUGAGAUCAAUGAUAAAGAUUAUAUUGAUUUGAUUACAACAAAAGCUAAUCAAACAGUUAGACCUUUGACCUUGAAGUUAAGAAUGAAAUAAAUGAAAGAUAAAAUGGAGGAAGAAAUUAUUGUAAACUUGUUUAUUGAUUAGUAGAUUUCCAAAAUGAAACAUGAAAGCAAUUAACAACAAUAAAACAAUGAUGAUUAUUACAAAAAUAUCUUCUUUUUGCAUAAAAAGAGGAGAAGUAAAUUAAACAAUAAAUCUAUGUAUCAUAACAGCGAAGCACAAAGUCCUUUAACCCAAAGAAACUUCACUCAAUACUCACCUAAAAGAUAGGCAUAAUAAUUUAAUAAAACAAUGUUGCCCUCCUCUCCAAUUAUAUAGACUCAUAGGACAAAAGUGCAAAAAUAUUAGGAUUAUUUAAAACUCAAUCAUUAGAUCAUGAAGCAUAAGGGGUAGUUGAAUGAACAGAUUUUGAAUCUCUUAGAAGAAAAAGUGUAAGUAAUUAAUUAAAUUAGUCACAUAGCAAAAUCAUUUAAAUAAUCAUGCGCUAAGUUGGGAGUCGAAUCGUAUGAAUAAACUUUGAAAACAAUUCAAGUUCUCAAAUAAAACAUUACCUAAAAGGUCAUAAAGGAAUGUAAUACUGUAUAUGAGGAAAGACAGAAUCACAAGUUUAGCAUUCUUGAAAAAACCUAUGCAGUAAAUAAAAAUAUUAUUUAAAGUAUUUUUUAAAGGUCUUGGAUGUAAUUUAAUAAAUGGAUGAUUAAAUCUACUAAUAUAUGUUGAAUUAUAAAUUCAAAAAUCAAUUGCAUGAUCAGAGCUCUAUCAUUGAAGAUAUAAAUUAGAUGAGAGAUGAUGCAUAUAAUGAAAAAGUUCGAACUUUCAGUAAAUAUCAUGACAUAGAUCAGGAGAAGAAGAGAGAUAGGUAAAAACUUAACAAAAUGAAAGUUUAUUUUUGA
This is a messenger RNA of Paramecium octaurelia, 1139 nucleotides long. NCBI's taxonomy places the organism in Eukaryota, Ciliophora, Oligohymenophorea, Peniculida, Parameciidae. The record is from the annotation of a GenBank genome assembly.